This is a messenger RNA of Thlaspi arvense, 4145 nucleotides long. Lineage: Eukaryota; Viridiplantae; Streptophyta; Magnoliopsida; Brassicales; Brassicaceae. The record is from the annotation of a GenBank genome assembly.
UACAAAUAAACAAAGGGAAAUCAGUUUUCUUUAAUAUAUGCAUAUAAUAAGUAUAUAAGAAAUAAUUAUAUAAUUAACUAGGAAAAAGUAAAUAAUAUAGAAAAAGACGUAUCGAGUAGUAGUAGUGAGAAAGUCUUAGAUUUCAACUAUAAAAACAAACAGCCCAUGAGAGACUACACAACGAAACCAAAUAAAAAUAUAGCCAUACUAAAUCCAUACUUUCUUCAAAAACUCUCCGGCGAAGGAAAAAUUCGCAAGAAUGGUUUCGGUCACAUCAUCAGAAGCCUCAAGGAGCCGAUCGAAGAAGGUGUGCGUGAUCGGAGCUGGACCGUCGGGGCUAGUCUCGGCGAGGGAGCUAAGAAAAGAAGGACACAAAGUGGUGGUAAUGGAGCAAAACGACGACGUAGGAGGGCAGUGGCUGUAUCAACCAAACGUCGAAGAAGAAGAUCCUUUAGGAAGAAGCAGUGUUUCCAUUAACGGUGCACUUAAGGUCCACAGCAGCAUUUACUCAUCCUUGAGGCUAACCUCGCCGAGGGAGAUAAUGGGUUAUUCGGAUUUUCCGUUUUUGGCAAAGAAAGGGAGAGAUAUGAGGAGGUUUCCAGGGCAUAAGGAGCUCUGGUUGUAUCUAAAGGAUUUUAGUGAAGCUUUUGGGUUAAGAGAGAUGAUUAGGUUUAAUGUUAGGGUUGAGUUUGUAGGGGAAGAAGCAAAGGAAGAAGAAAAUGUGAGGAGAUGGAUUGUAAGGAGUAGAGAUAAAUUGAGUGGUAAGGUUAUACAAGAGAUCUUUGAUGCUGUUGUUGUUGCUACUGGUCAUUACUCUCACCCUAGAUUGCCCACUAUUAGAGGAAUGGAUUCUUGGAAGAGGAAGCAAAUUCAUAGCCAUGUUUACCGGGUGCCUGAUCCAUUUCGUAAUGAGGUGAUUGAAUCUCUAUAUCUUUAAAUUUUGGUGGUGAUUAUAUGAUGGUGGUGAUUAUGAUGAUGGUGGUGAUUAUGAUGAUGGUGAUAGGUAGUGGUGGUGGUCGGAAACUCAAUGAGUGGACAAGACAUAUCAAUGGAGCUUGUGGAAGUGGCAAAGGAAGUUCAUUUAAGUUCCAAGUCACUUGAUAUAACUUGUGGCCUUUCCAAAGUCAUUUCCAAGCACCCAAACCUCCUUCUUCACCCACAAAUUGAAUCUUUAGAGGAUGAUGGGAGAGUCAUUUUUGUGGAUGGAUCUUGGGUUGUCGCUGAUACAAUCUUGUAUUGCACCGGGUACUCGUACAAGUUUCCAUUUCUUGAGAGUAAAGGAAGAAUAAAAGUUGAUGAUGAUAGAGUGGGCCCACUCUUCGAACAUACUUUCCCUCCUUCUCUGUCCCCUUCUCUCUCCUUUGUCGGUAUCCCCAGAAAGUUAAUAGGAUUCCCAUUCUUUGAAGCACAAGCAAAAUGGAUAGCUCAAGUCUUGUCCGGGAAGUCAUCUCUUCCUUCUUCCGACCAAAUGUUGCAAUCAGUCGCCGACUUUUACCGGUCAAGGGAUCUCGCCGGAGUCCCUAAACACAACACUCACGACAUUGCUGAUUUUACGUAUUGCGACAAGUACGCGGAUUAUGUUGGGUUUCCGCAUUUGGAAGAAUGGAGAAAGCUACUCUGUUUGUCCGCUCUCAACAAUUCUCAGGAAAAUCUUGAGACCUACCGCGAUUCUUGGGAUGAUCAUGAACUCCUACAAGAAGCUCUUCAAAGCUCACAUUUCACAAAUCUCAAUUGUUGAGUCUCUUUUGAUGCUACGUUUUUUUUAUCUUCUGUUAAAUUCUUUUGUUGUUAUGUUUGAUUCUUUCUUUCCUUCCUUCUUUUUAUCUAUAGUUUGCUCUGUUUAUGCUUUUGGUUGAUAUGUAUAACCAUACAUUUAUACAUUUGCUUCCUUCAAUAUAGUGUAGUAUCAUAUCCAAAAUCAGUGGAGAUCUUUGUUAGAAAAACACUAUGGUCAUCAUGGCAAUGUAGAAUACUGGUAGUUCAUGAGAAAAAGCUUGAGUCUUCUAGAAUCUUUGAUCUAACUUGUGAUAAAAGUUUUGAACUUUGAGUUAGAUUUGCUCAUCCAUAUAUAAACUCCUUCAGUACCAUCUCUAGUGUUCAUUAUCGAGUCAUAAAUAGCUAGCUAGUUCGACCCAAAAAACUACUUGUAGUCUUGAUUCUCCUUAGAAGUCUUGAUCUCCGUAACAAGACUUGUUGCCAAAAAAGCAUCUUCAGUAAGAUUCUUGAUUAUCCAAGAACAUGAAGCAAGGCAAGUAUUGUAGUUACCUCUUUCGCUUAGCUAAACUACAUGGUCGAUGAUCAUAUGCUGAAAAGCAGCAGCAGGAGUUCUGGAGCCUCGUCUUCGCUUUGUUAUGGCUCCCCAAUCGGAAAUGAAAGCCUCUAUCGGUUUACGAGGAGAGGAGCUUCUGCUCUUGUUCUUGGGGAACCCGAAACCCCAUUUUGAUUCAGAAACUUCAACUAACUUUUCUGUUACUUCAUCGGCUUCACAUUCUGAAAACGUGCCUAAGCUCUGAUUAUUAUUAUCUUUGCAUUUCCGCUUGGUCCGGCUCCUUCUCUGCUUUCUAAGGACAAUGCUGGAGACUGCUGUUUUGUUGUCUGCAGAUUUCGUUCUCAGAACUUUCCUGUGGUCCUCAGGCUUCACCUCCGUCAGUUGCAGUGUCAUGGCCUCAGAACAUUCUAAUUCCUGGUCCUCAACAACCGAAGAAGAAAUCUCGGCUAACCAGAGUAGGUUUCUGCCUAAGGAAGCAGCGAUACAAUCAGAGGUUUCUCGAUCGAACUUUCUAGACAUAUCAACUAUAGCCUCAGCUGCAGAUAUUUCUUGAUAAUUUCCCUCUGUAACAAGAGAUAUCUUUCUGCUCUUCUUCCGUUUCUUUUUCGCAACUACUUUGUGACCAUUACUGGAUUUCACUUGUGGUUUACAACGCCUUUUCUUUCCUGGACCUGUCCGGUUUCUCGCAGGCUUCACCUUAGACAAAGAACUUGAACUUCCUUUUCGCAUAGUCGCUUGAUCGCUCUGAGAUUCUGAGGUGGCUUCAGCAGUCGAGCGCAGGUCAAGAUCUGAGCCUUUGAAAGCUUUGUUGAUUGGACCAUGUUUUACCUUCUUUCUUGGCCUUGAGCUCUUCAAAAGCAAAAUGCUAUUCAAACAUGGUAGAGCUUGAACUACCACUCGCGACUGCUCUGUUACGAGUUUUCCGUGCAAAGAAACCGAUACGCACUCUUGAGGUUUCUCCGUUUCAAACUUCUCAACAGUAUCUACUUCCUCUUCAAAUGAUAAGGGAGACAUAUUCAAGUCAAUUCCAUGCCCUCCUCGACAUUUUACAGACGACUGUUGGCCUUGCGCUUCAUUCAUCCAGUCGGAACCUUUUACUGAAUCUUCUACCUCGUUCUUUUUUUCUCCAGUUUCAUUUGAUGUAACUGGUGGACUCAGGAACUGAUUGAACACAUAACCAGAAUCUUCCUCGAUCUUGGCAGGUUCAUUCAAAUCAAAUUGCAGCUUACUCAACUGGUUACCCGAUUCCACAGAUUGCUCUUUCAGAAAGGUUGCAACUUUAUGGACUUCACCAUUCAUCAGACCUCUCUCUACCUCUCUAUCACUACACUCAAAAACCGGUAGUUCCAGAUCCACGACCACCUUUUCAGACUUCUCAACAUUAUCUGCAGCUUCAAUUCGAUUAAGAAUGUUAUCUUCAUAAACAAAACUCCUCGUUUGAUAUGUGGAGACGCUCGGAUUCAUCCAGUGUGUUCCAAGGCUAGGGAAAGUAGAAUUCAGGUACAAGGCCUCGUGACGUCGAGUUCGUUCCAUUUCCAACAUCAGUUCCUUCUGCCUCCAAUACAGACGAUGAAGCUCAUGAAUCUGAAAAAGAAUCAAACUCUUCAAAGACAGAUUCAUGUACAAGCAUGGUGUGCUUCAAUGUCUCCUUCAACUCUCUAAGAUAAAGAUCAUGAUAUAGUAAAGAAAAUGUAUCAUCAACGUCCACGUUCACGCCGUAUCUAUUGGUUAAGACCGUAUCAAUGUCCUGAACAGAAAACGAACUCCGGCCAGUUCUCGCAUCCGUAGUAAUGUCACGGUUUGAGUAAUUGCAGGUCAUGAGAGAGCUGUUGUACUGCAUUUUUCACUUCACUCCACACCCUUAGCAGGAUUUCUG